CGUAUGGAUGAUAAUAAUUCAUUGGAUGAAUCAUUAUCAAGUUUUGAUGAUACAAGUUUAAAUCAAACAAAACAACGAAAUAAUAAACGUAUGAAAAAACAAACAACAACCAGAAGAAAUGAACAUCGUAGUAGUAGUCAAGUUAUUAAUGAUUAUAAUGAUUACCGAAAUGAUGUUGAUAAACAAACAUUUUUGACACAUAAAUUAAAUAGCCAGAACAAUAAUGAUAAUGAUUUUAAUGUUGUGGUCAAUGAUGAUAAACAAACAUCGUUUGAUGAACAACAGCAACCACAACAACAACAAUCGAUACAUUCAAAUGAUCAGUUUAUAACAAAAGUAUCUUCUGAUUUACAAAAACAACAACAACAACAACUCAAUCAUUUUGGUAAUAAUAGCCCAACAAAAAAUCUGAAAACAACAACGGAAGAAUUAUGUGAAUAUGCUUAUAUUGUAUAUAAUCCUCGUUCAAAUUCUAUAGCCAUGUCUCGUACAUUGAAUAAUUUAAUACCACCAGAUACAACAAUCAUCUAUAAAGUUGAUGAAACAUCAAAUAAUGAAGAUAAAAUACGUAUUAAAAGCCGUAAUGGAAUUACUUCGGAUGAAUGUAAUGUAAGUAAAUUUAAUUUUUUCCUUAAAGAUUGUCAAAAUGAUGGUGAACAUCUCAAUUCAUUAACAUCAACAACAACAACAACAAACGAAACAGAACAAAAAAAACUUUCGGUAAAAGAUGAUGAAGCAAUUCAUGUUGAUGAUCAAACAGUUUUUGUCUAUUCAACUAAAGCUCCACAAAGCCUUAAGAAUCAAUGGGCAUCAACAACAACAACAACAACAACAAAAGCAACAUCAAAUACAAAAUUGAUUGCCAAUGAUAAUCAACCAUCAAUCGUUGAAGAAACCACAAAACCAUAUUCUUUCAAAAAAGGUAGUAAAAAACCACGAUCAUUAAUCAGAUCUUUAACCACUGAAGACAGUGAAGAAGAUGAUAUAUCUGCAAGACAAAGAAAUCGUCAUCGUGCAUUACCGCGUAAAUUAAAAUCUUCAAAAAUUGAUCAUCGAAAACGAAAAUCAAUACAUCGUCGUCAUCAUCAGUCGUACAUUCAUAAAAAACGUAGAAAAUCCAAACGAGAAACAAAAAGAAAACGAUAAAAUAAUCCUGUGUGUAUAAAGAAUAUA
Molecule: messenger RNA, 1173 nt
Organism: Dermatophagoides pteronyssinus (European house dust mite)
Lineage: Eukaryota; Metazoa; Arthropoda; Arachnida; Sarcoptiformes; Pyroglyphidae
Source: RefSeq, a predicted model, not a curated record